AUGGCCGACGUAGCGUCGCCGAAGGGCGACAGCGAGCUCGUCGUCGCGACGCCCGAAGGGUGUCGGGCGCCACCGGCGACGGAGGCUGGUGGCGUCAACGGCGGAGAGGGGGACAUGGCCGCCACCGCCGUCGCCGCAAACAGAGUUGUCGACGACAAGGUCAGUAUUCACGAGAUCCUCGAGGGGAUGACGAACGAGUUUAACAAGGAUGUGAGCCCGUCGAAGAGUAAUGACAGUGACAAGGUGGAAGCGGACGAGACGGUGACGACGUCGACGAAGGCCGCCGACGAGGCGUCGUCCAAAGGGGAGAGAGAAGUUGACGGUGUCAGCGAGGAGGCUGCCGAAGAUUCGGAGGACGUAAUUACUUUUCAGACCAUGGAGGAGAACUACAACGGCGAGGAGGAGAGUUCAGUUGCGGGUAAACAAGAGGCUAUCAAGAAGGACAACAAGGCCAGAAUCGUCUUGACGUUCAGGACCAUCGACGAGAAUACGGAUCAUGGCAAGAAGACCAAGAUAUCCAGCUGUUCCUCUAAUCUCACUUUAGUUCCCGACGAGUUGGCUUGCAAUAAUAUCGGUGGUGUCCUGGUAAAAAUAGAGAAUUCUGAUGAGAAUUCCGAUGUGGUGGAAGAGUCUCAAGCUGAAGAAUCCCAAGCGGAGGAGUCCCAAGCCGAGGAGUCCCAAGCGGAGGAGUCUCAAGCGGAGAAGUCUCAACCAGAGAAGACUCAAGCAGAGGAGGCAAAGAAGAAGGAAUCUACGAAGGCGUUGGAGUCAAAAAUGAAUGAGGACAAAGUGGAAACUACAGAAGAGAAACACAAUAAUGAUACACAGCUCGCUAGCCAGAAGGAGCCCGAGAUCAUGGAGAAUAAUACCGAAAACAGCAACGAUAAGACGAUAUCGACAGAAGGCACUGCGCAACAAGAAGCUACUGCGCCAGUUACCAGGAAGAGAAGAAUUGGACGACCUAGAUUACGAGCACUUAGUGAUUCGAUGCCUCAGGAUGAGGAACCUCCUGGUCCCAAGCGUUCGGCUAGAAGGCUGUGUAAAGAGUCUGUGAAGAGCACUGUACUGGAAAGCGCUAUGGCACGCAAGGAAAAGUCCAAUUACACGGAGGAGUUCGGGAAGAGGAAGUACAACAAACCGGGUCGACCCAAGAAGAUUGUCCCGGGCAAAGAACAGAUAAAGCAGACCCAAGCAAAGCUCCCCGAUGGCCGCCCGGAUAUGGAAACGUCGCAAAUAGCGUCGUCCGACGGCAAUAGCACGGUUGACAGUACGAUAUUAGAUUCUUCGCGUAACGCUUCUUCGUUAACGGAGAAUAGCGUGAAUGACAGUGUUAUGGAGGACUCGCAGACGUUCUCGUCCGACUUCGAGGGAAUGCCGAAGCUGUCGCCGAUGACGAGGAGCUCGGAAUCGCAUGCCAAACUGGGCAACUCCAUCGGCAGUCCUGGCAGCGACGACAUACCUUUGUCGGAUAUUCAGAAGCCUUUCCUAAAACCUGCCACCCAACCCGCCGUUCGACCCAAGAGGGAGAGGGGACGUCCUCGUGGAAGCACUCAAGCAGCGCGAAAGAUAGCGAAGGCAGAUCUGUACGAAGAUGGUUCUCCAUCCGUUGCAGAAGCGGGAAAAAAUAACGAUUAUCCUGAAGGUAAAGCUUUAGUUUUUAAUGGAUAUAAAAAGACGAGUGAAAGUAUUUUUGAGUGGAAAGUUAGCCAUGGAGAAAUACCGGUCAAACGAACUCGCCGGAGUAUGGUGCCGAGCCCAAGUCCCGCGGAAGGACAGGCGUCAAAACCGGAAUCGACGGCGAUUAUGAGUGAAGUAUACACGCAGUCCAUGCUGUGCCUGUGCCAAGUACGAUCUCAGUUAUACGUUACGAUAACCGGUUCCGGCGGUCCACUCUACUGCACUGCUAUCGACUCGAUUGACAGUCGGGUGGUGGGCUGUUGCAACGAGGUGGAUGCCAACGAUGUGGCGAUGCGGCGGCCGAGCACUCGCGUGCCUUUCAUUAUUCUCUGCCGUAUGCACAAGGAACGGCUGCUGCGACACAACUGCUGUCCGUCCUGCGGCAUGUUCUGCUCGCAGGGUAGGUUUGUCCAGUGUAUCAAUGGCCAUCAGUAUCAUCGCGAAUGUGAGAUAUACCCGAACAAGAAGGGCGUCUGUCCGCACUGCAGUAGCGAGACUGCAGCCUAUGACGUGAUGGUGACGAUGAACGGCAUGAGGCGGCCGGUUUUCAUUCCCACGCGGAAAAAAUUUUCCAAGUUGCCAUCCGCAAAGAUGAGCCUACCCGGUAAGGGUGACAACACAAAGUUGGCCGAGCGUCCGCCCAGUCCGUUGAUUAAGCCGGACGUUAUCAAGAUACCCGAACCGUCGAUUAAUGCCGAGAGGCCAGAACGUUACACCAUCAUGAGUCUCUACACGUCCGUGAAGAAUGGGGAUCUUGAAAAGUUGGUGAAUGUAUUAGCAUGUGGCUACAAUGCAAAUCACACAUUCCGGGAUUACGCUCACCGGACCGGUCUGCACAUAGCGGCAGAUAAAGGCCAUUUGUCGUGUGUACAUGUUCUGGUUCAAGCUGGUGCUCAAGUAGACGUAAUGGAUAGGAACCAAUUAACGCCGCUAAUGCUAGCCGCGAGUAAGGGCAAUGCCGCCGUGGUGAAAUACCUAGUCAGGAUAGGCGCCGAUGUUACGCUGAAGGGCGAGGACGGUAUGACCGCCCUGCACAUGGCUGCUAAAUCCGGUCACCUAGAAGUCUGCAAAAUCAUUCUGACUGAGUGUAAAGUGCCGAGAACAUUAGUAGACUCUGUGGACGACGGCGGGUGGACAAGUCUAAUCUGGGCGUGCGAAUUUUGCCACGCGGAUGUCGCACGGUAUUUAUUGGACAAGAAGUGCGAUCCGCUUAUCCGGGAUGCUGAGCAGAAUAUAGCGCUGCAUUGGAGUGCCUUCAGCGGCAGUUCCGAGAUCACGGAGAUGCUUCUCAACGAGGGAUGCGAUGUGAACGCUGUCAACGUUCACGGUGAUACACCCUUACACAUAGCGGCUAGACAGGAUCAAUACGCAGUUAGUGUUCUGCUGCUGGCACGUGGUGCUAAAAUAGGAGAGGUAAAUGUUGCCGGCGAAACCGCGGUGAAUUGCUGCGUCUCGGAUGGCGAUACCAUGGCUGCCUUGAGAUUGAACGCAAAAGUCAACGAACUCUCCGAACAUAUGUGGGAAAAGACGGUUAAAAUAUUGACGAAUGACAUUUCACGCGGAAAGGAAACAAAUCCUAUACAAUGUGUCAACGGCUACGAUUCGGAGGACAAACCGACGGAUUUUCUUUACGUAACGGAGAAUUGUUUUACGAGCAAUAUCAAUGUGGACCGCACAAUUACAUCGUUGCAGUCUUGUCGAUGUGAGGACAAUUGCAGUUCCGAAAAGUGCUUGUGCGGAAAUAUAAGUUUGCGCUGUUGGUAUGAUGAGGAGGGAAAGCUCAUACCAGAAUUUAAUUAUGCAGAUCCGCCAAUGUUGUUUGAAUGUAAUCCAGCUUGCGACUGUAACCGCAUAACAUGCAACAAUCGAGUGAUUCAACAUGGGCUGACGCAACGGUUUCAAUUGUUUCGCACAAAGGGCAAGGGCUGGGGUCUCCGAACACUCCGACAUAUCCCUAAAGGCACCUAUGUUUGCGAAUAUGUCGGCGAGAUAAUCUCAGAUUCCGAGGCUGACCAUCGCGAAGAUGACUCCUACCUGUUCGAUUUGGACAACAGAGACGGAGAAACGUAUUGUAUAGACGCGAGACGUUACGGGAACAUUGCUCGAUUCAUUAAUCAUUCAUGCGCGCCGAAUUUAUUGCCAGUACGAGUAUUCGUCGAACAUCAGGAUCUGCAUUUUCCAAGGAUAGCGUUCUUCGCUAAUCGCGACAUCGAGGCAGAUGAAGAGCUCGGCUUCGAUUAUGGUGAGAAAUUCUGGAUAAUAAAGUGCAAGUCCUUCACAUGUACCUGCGGUGCGGAAAACUGCCGUUACUCUGAGAAGACUAUACAAGUUACGCUGGAUAACUACCGGAGAAAGAUACAGCAGGAGGAAAUGCUGGCAGCUCAAACCUCGUCGUAACCUUAAUGCGAUUUAGCUUAAUUCUUUAGGUGUUUACGAUCUUUCGCGAACCGGACAUAUGAUGACGAUGAUCAACGACGGCGGCGAUCGUGUCUCUCGUCGAUCAAGUGUUAGUUUUCUGCGUCACUUCGCGCCGCGAAAUUGAUUGCCGCGACGCGCGCGGAAUCGUAAAAGUACAAAUGCAAAACGGUGAUGGGAUGAUAAGCGCUCGAUUAGGUUCUUUCAUCGAUGUUUCCUUACGCUGUAUAUACUAAUCGGCUUUUCGCAGCGGUCACGUUCGGUUGCGUUAUUGUUUUUACCGAACACCCGAACGCGUUGAGGUGAAAUUGACAGCCGGUCUAUCAAGAUUGUUAUUGCUCGUUUUUUGAGUAUUAAUGAAUUUUAAUAGUGAUUUGAUGGAAAAGUAAACUGACUUGAUAGAAUGUGCGUGUUAAGAAAGAGGAAAAUGUAGUGAUAGAUCAAUUUAUCAAAAACAUUUACGAUAGAUAUUUAUGAUUUUUGUUAAGAAUUAAUUUUUCGGAAGCGUCCCAUUUUCCCUUGGCAGACCGGUGGUUAAUGACAUUUGUAUUUUAUAUAAUGGAUCUUCAAUUUUUUUACUUGAAGAGUUUGUGACGAAUGUAGUUAAUACGUUUUGCAAGAUAUCUUUAUCACAUUUCUCUCUUAAUUCUCUUUCGAGUCAAACCUAAGGAAGUUUUAAUGUCGCGUCUCCCGUCCGUAUUUUCUCUCAGGUUUGCUCGUACUUGUUUCCUACUUUUCCCGAUCUUUUCCGCGAGAACGCAACAACUUUACGAGAAAGUGCCACGGCGAUCUUUUCUUUUUUUUUUCCAUUCGCCCCCUUUUUUUUAAACGAGAUAACGAUGCGCAUAAUAUAUGUAUAUGACGAUUAGAUAGUUUUGCAUGUGUGAGGUGCGAAAGUAGUAAAUUGUACGUUGAGAAUAUUGUUACGAUCCUACUCGGAUGAAGUAUGUGAUUGCAGGAAAUAUAGGUAUGUGAAGCUACUAUCGCUUUUCAGUGAAUCGAUGUUGGAAUGAUCGCAGCCGCGUGUUCGUGUGUUCCUUAUUAUAAAGCGUCACGCUAUUUUAUUCCAAUUAAGUCGCUCGUAUCCCGGAGUAAAGCGUUUUAACGUUGGGUUCACUACAAGCGAUGUAAUAUAUAAGCAUACACACCUUUUUGUACAAACGACCGAUUUUUUGUAUAAUAAAAGUUGUAGUCCUUUUUAA
This is a messenger RNA of Wasmannia auropunctata (little fire ant), 5294 nucleotides long. It is a transcript of the gene G9a, whose product is annotated as histone-lysine N-methyltransferase EHMT1. Gene Ontology annotation, molecular function: zinc ion binding; protein-lysine N-methyltransferase activity; p53 binding. Bases 1 to 4074 code for a protein of 1357 amino acids. The transcript has 12 exons. The record is from RefSeq and is a predicted model, not a curated record. Gene Ontology annotation, cellular component: nucleus. Lineage: Eukaryota; Metazoa; Arthropoda; Insecta; Hymenoptera; Formicidae.